Molecule: messenger RNA, 3774 nt
Organism: Symbiodinium pilosum
Lineage: Eukaryota; Dinophyceae; Suessiales; Symbiodiniaceae
Source: the annotation of a GenBank genome assembly
AUGUCGAGGUCAGCAUUACAGAAUUUGGUAGAGGAUUUUCCAUGCCAGAUUCCGCCAGCUUUGGGAGAUCUCAAGUUUGGUCCGAGAGACCUCUUCCCAACCAAAUUCGAUUUACCAAUGCCCUCGACAUGCGUGUUCCGCUGGAGGCGCUUCUUCUUGCGCUUGCGAUUGGCGGUCUGGAUGCAGGCUGUCAACUCGUUGAUGCUGGUGGUGCAGCUACCGGAGCUUCGAGACGUCCGACGUUUGGCGGCUCGGCGGGAGCGUUUGGAGAAGCAGGUGCUGGGCAUGCAACAGAAGGAGGCCGAGCUACUGGAAGCUUCAAGGAAGGCAUCUUCAUCCAAGGGCCCAACGAUCCCACUUGUUCGAGACGAAGCUGGGACGCGCCGGCCCAUGGUGCAACACAUUGGACGAAGCCAAUACUUGGCGCCAGAGCCACGGCUGCAAUCGGGACUGGGCAUGGACCAAGUGCUCGGAAUGCGGCGCGAUCGAACAAAUCCCGAAGCUGACCCCGGACCGCGUGACCGAGUGGAACACCGAGGAGAAGGCAGCAAAGAAAGCCGCGAAGAGUACCGGGACGAGCUCGAUCCGCGACGCACCUAUGACCAGAAGGGCGACGAGUACAGCGGCGCCUACGGCGCGAACCGCGGCAACCUCGACAUCGAGCCCUUCGGCAAGACCGGCGGCCGCGGUCGGCAAGCCAGGACAGCGGCCGAGAUGGACGUGGGCGAGUUCAGCAUUGGGACGCCUGACAAUCGGCUGAGGGAUCGGAUGGCGUGGAAGUGCCCCAAGUGCAUGGAUCAGACCUUGAUGUCAGGCGUUUCUUCGAUCUGGUGGCCCUGGUGGCUACAACCCGGACGGGACGCACUCGUGGAUGCAGAAUGGGAACGCUUCGGCGGCCUAGGCGAGGAGGACUUGAUUGACGAGAUCGGGUUAUCGUACGAAAGCAUGGACAUGCUGGCGACGAUGGUGGACCCCAGCGGGAGCUAUGUCUGGAGCUUCACCGGCGCGAAGGUGCCGGCAGUGAAGAAUGCUAUGAUCAAGUCUCCUUUGUCUGCCAGGGUGAUCUUCAACAUCGACGAAAGCGAGGUUAACGUGUUGGACAUUGCGCGGAAGCACCCCACUGACUACCACCUCGGCGAUGAGGAGGUCACGGUCUAUGUGAUCCAGGAGUUCCAACAGGACUUCGUGGACGAGCUUGAGGAUGUCCGCAUUGAUGCCAUCGCCGGCGGCGAGAGUGACGAGAGCUUCUGGGCCACGUGUGAGCAGGAGCAUGUGAACCUUUACGUGGACAUCUACAUGGAGGAUGGUCAGCCUGGACGACCACCACUUCGGCCACCUCAACUACCUCCGCCUGAGCAACUUCGUGACGAGAGUAUUGAGCUUCGCGAGAGUGGCAAACGUGCCAAGUGGAUGGAGGAGCAGGGCUACAUGGUCAUGCUCUGUUUGGAUCCGCAGCGCGUACCGAUUCAUCCUGUUGGACCUGGACAUCGCGCGCUGCAUUGGACUGCGGUGCGGGAGGAUGAUGAAUGGAGGUGGUGCGAGAAAGAGUGCCAGGGCCCUGUGGACAAGGAGGUCUGUGAAGCCAACUCUGCCAUGGUCUUCUAUGCCUGGGACAAGCCUGAAAGCUUGGUACUUGCAGAGGGCCAUGAACUCAGCGUGCAGGAGCAGCGAGCCGUGCUCAGAUCACAUGUCAAUGUGGGACAUCCAGGUCGAGCUGAGUUCGUCCGUCUUCUGAAGGCAGCAGGUUGCCGAAAUGACAUCAUCCAGUACAUGCAGCGUGAGUUUCGAUGUGCUGGUUGUGACCUCGAACAACGACCUCCUACGCGAUUGCCGGCGGCUACCCCGAGAUGCUACGACUUCAACGUGGUCAUCGGGAUCGACGUGCUCUUCGUGCACGGUCUGGACAACAAGACCGAGCAUCCUGUGCUAAACGUGACGUGCCUUGGAACCUUGUACUCCACGUUCGGCCUGAUCGAUCCGCUGCGUCGGUCUGCAAAGCUCACCCUCAAAGCUUUCGAGCGGCUGUGGAUCAGGACGUUUGGACCACCCGAUUUCCUGCUGUGCGAUAUGGGCACGGAAUUCACCGGCAGUGACUUCCAGGGCGGUCUUGAGAGGAUGUGCGUACAACUGAUUGUGUGCAAUCAGGAGGCGCCAUGGGAAAAUGGCGUAUGCGAGAGGCGCGGCGACCUCUUGAACAAGAUCUACUACAAGAGUCGUGAGAUUGCACAACCUCGGGAUAUGGACGAAGUCGAGCUGUUGAUAUUCGAAUCGGCCUGGGCUCUCCAAACGAGCAUCAACAGGUCGGGUUUUACUCCGGCGCAACGUGUUCUUGGACGACAGCCCCGGGUGGCCUUGGACCUCGCGAGUGACGACAAGCACUACGAGCUGGCGGUCAUGCAGGACAAGACGAAGAAGUGGUGGUUCGCUCGGAACUGCUCUGUCUUGCGGUGGUUGCUCAGGAAGAAGUGGUGGUUCGCUUGGAACUGCUCCGUCUUUUGGAAUGGAGUUGCGGUCGCCGAACAAGCUCGUCGUGGUGACAACAUGGAGGAGGAUUGGAGGCUUUCCGACCGACCGGGAGACCUGCAAGCCUUUAGCAAGCUAGUCAAGACGGACGUCUUCUACACGUACUCCGAGCUGCAUUCUGGAUGGAUUUGCCUCACAAAGAAGUCGGGCAAGGAAAUCCAAGAACGCACCCUGUCUGAACAGGAGCGCAAGAUGUUUGCCGAGGCCAAGCUCACGGAGAUCGAGAACCUCGAAGGAUCCAGCGCCGUCAGCUUCGUGACGGACCUUGAAGAGAUCCGGAAGAUCAAGGAGUCCUUCAGUCGCCGGAUCAUGCCCUCACGCUUCAUCUUGACCAAGAAGCAGCAAGAGUUGGGGCAGAACUGGAAAGCUAAGGCGUCCACAUUCGACCCCUGCCUCUACUACCUUCCCUUCACCGAGGACGAGAACCCCGAGCGACGACGAGGAUGCGCUGGACUUGUGGUUUUAGACGUCGACGACUUCCUUCAGGGUGGAAAUCCUCGACAUGGUGAGUUGAUGGAGAAGUUGCGUGGCCGGUUCCGAUUCGGGAAGUGGCGAACCAUCUACAAAGGUUCGGGCGAGUAUCUGGGCAGGACUGUCUAUCAGCUGGACAGCUUCGAGAUACAGAUCUCCAUGGAGAGAUACAUCAACGAGAAGCUACGCCCAGUUGUGCUUAAGGUCAAGGACGAGGACAGAGUUCUUGAUGAGCGUGAACCACGUUGCUUCGAGGAGCCGGAGGAUCCCUGUUGUGGAUCGGCCGAGAGUCACGGCCGGACGUUGCUGCAGCUUGAACUCAAGCGCACCUGUGAUGUGCGGCUGAGAGUGCUCCCGAUUCCGUUGGAGCAAGGCAGAUGGAUGGUCUUCUCAGAUGCUUCUGUCGGCAACCUGGAGGGCACCAUGGCGAACAUCGUGAACGGGCCUGAUCAAGAAGACGCGAUCGGCAACAUCCUUCUCCGAAAAGACGGAGAAGCGAUUCUCCAACAGCGCCGCCUGGAGUUUUUUCAGCAGGAGGGCAUCAAGGACCUCCUCCCGCUACGCCAGGUUUUCAACCGGGGCAUCAACCACCACCCCCACCUUUUUGGGGAGCAAGGCCUCCGAUGGCCCGUCCGGUUUCUUUCAUCAACCGGGUGUACGGCCAGCGCUGAUGAUCUUUUAGACGCAGCAUGCGUAGAGAAGAAGCAGCAGCAAGAAGAGGCCUCAUUUCUUCACAGUUUCACCAGCCUGCGGAUGUUUUGCCUCAUCCUGAGACAGUAG